This is a messenger RNA of Camellia sinensis, 1167 nucleotides long. Lineage: Eukaryota; Viridiplantae; Streptophyta; Magnoliopsida; Ericales; Theaceae. The record is from RefSeq and is a predicted model, not a curated record.
AUGGGUGGUAACAAUCUAGGAGGUAAAAUUCCUACAGACCUGGGUUCCUUGUCCAAUCUCUCCUACUUGAUUCUUGCAGCCAAUCAUCUCACUGGAGCUAUCCCACAUUCAAUUGGGAACCUUUCCAAUCUACAUACGCUUUCUCUACCGUACAAUAAUCUAGAGGGAAGCAUUCCCACUCAACUUGGGCAGCUUUCCAAGUUGGAGUAUCCUCAGCUAUCAGCAUACAAUUUGUCCGGUAUGGUUGCUACUUCUCUUUACAAUAUCUCAUCAAUCUAUUUCUUCUCUAUCAAUAAAAACCAAUUGCAUGGAAUUCUACCACUAGAUUUAGGCUUGACACUUCCAAAUUUACCAGGAUUUUAUGUCUCAUCCAAUCAAUUCUAUGGCCAAAUUCCAUCGUCAAUAGCCAAUGCUACGAGACUUGUACAAAUUAGUUUUACCAACAAUUCGUUUACUGGGCCCAUGCCUAUGAAUCUAGGAACCCUUUAUGCUUUAGAAUCUUUUGCUGCUUCUGACAAUUCACUUGGAACAAACCAACACAAUGAAUUAAUGAGCUUCCUCACUUCUUUAUUCAAUUGUUCCAGUCUAACACAAUUGGAUUUGGCUACGAAUCAUUUUAAAGGUUUGUUGCCCCAUUCUAUUGCAAAUCUCUGCACCAAGAUCACUUGGUUGACUCUACAAGACAACUACAUAUUUGGAAGCAUACCCCUUGGUAUUGGGAACCUUGUAAAUUUGCAAUACCUCAUACUCGAUGAUAACAUGCUUACUGGUAGUAUUCCAAAUUCCAUUGGAAAACUCUCCAUGUUGGAAAUCCUCAUGCUUUACAAAAAUAAUAUCUCUGGAGAGAUUCCAUCGUCUAUUAGAAACCUGUGUAGGCUUGGUACACUUGACCUAUCAACAAAUACGAUUGAGGGAAGCAUUCCUAUUUCUUUAGGCAAUUGUACCAAUUUACAACAAAUUUGUCUCCAUUACAAUCAUCUCACUGGAGCAAUACCUUAUCAAAUCUUUGGUCUAUCUUCCUUCGUUUAUCUAUCCUUGAGUCAAAAUUACUUAACAGGCCUACUACCACAAGAAGUGGGUAACUUGAAAAAUCUGGAUGGACUAUAUGUAUCAAAAAUAAACUAUUUGGAGAAAUCUGUGCCACUCUCGGCAAUUGUGAAGUUUUAG